AUGUAUGAGGAAGAAGAUAGAGCUGAUUUGGACCAAGGAUUGGGAUGGAUCACGUUCUUGGCUAAGGGAGAGAAGAGAAUGGUGACCUUUAGGCAGCUGGAGAUCUUGUUUGGGUUCAACUAUGGAGAGGGAACCAAGUGGAACUUCAAGGAAAAGGAACUCCAAAGGGUUUGGGCUACAAUCGCUGAUGGAGUGUACUCUUCCUCAAGGUCCAAGGCAGCUCAGAUCAGGAGCCCAGUCUUGAGAUAUGUGCACAAGGCACUUGCCAACACCUUCUUUGCAAGGAAGGCAACCGGGACAAUCAACGAGGGGGAACUCAAGUUUCUUGACAUGGGAAUCAAGCCCUUCUCUCACGCACAAGCGAUGGCAAGAGGAUAA
Molecule: messenger RNA, 378 nt
Organism: Microthlaspi erraticum
Lineage: Eukaryota; Viridiplantae; Streptophyta; Magnoliopsida; Brassicales; Brassicaceae
Source: the annotation of a GenBank genome assembly